GUUUCCUAUGGCGUCAUCCCGCCUGGAAAUGCGGGUUCAGGGAAUGUGAGGGUGGGGGACAGGGAUGGAGUAACCCAAACAGUGUCCCCCAUUCACUGGACUUAGGGAGCGUGUGGCAGACUCCAAAACCUCUUGUUGGCUCUUAUCUUUUAGUGAUGAAGCCAUCAAGCCCUCUGCUCCCCCAGGGCCCACGCUGAGUUCACCAGCUCCUUCUAAGUUACCCUGCUUGAAGACGGGAAAAGCAGCCUCUUGUUGUGGGCUCAGAGCAGUUACAGCACAGGGAGGGGAUUCGAGAACCCGAGAGAUACUGCCAGCUGCUGCCUCACGUGUGCAGAGAUGACGGGUGUCGGGGGGGGGGGGCUGCCGCAAGAGUGGGAAGAGACACCCCAAGACUAGGCUCCACCAAAGGUGGGGAUUUCCACCAGACUCGUGGCAGGGGGUGCCAUGCGGGGGUCAGCUGCAGAGAUCAUGGCAAGAGAUCAAGGUCACUCAGGUGGCCUUUGGGCUCCAGGUGCAGGCAUUCGGACGGCCCCUUUUCAGGGCUUAGCCAGACUGGGAUGGGUAAGAGUGGCUGGUCAGCGUGGAUCCGUGUUCCACUUGGUGCCUUCUGUGCCUGGGGGAACACCGGUUUGAGGAACAGGGUGGGCCAGGCUGUGUCUGGGUACGUUUUCCUACUUAACCUGCCAGCUGGAGCAUUUCUCACGGCAGGACAGCAGGUCAAGAAAUUGGUGUCCCACCAAUCAGUGCUUCCUUUUUCUCCCAGGAAACCAGGUGGGGAAGGGUGUGGACACAUCUGCCUGGUCCCCACCACCUACCCGGCGAAGUGUGUGUGGAAGGUGAUGCCAGUGGCACUGUUCUGAUUUGGCCUCAUAUUCCUUAGCAACGAGCUUGGACUCAGGGAAGGAGUAGGGAGAGAAAGUGAAGAGACACGUGAACAAAGGUUUAGGAGUUGAAUAAGUAGAAAUCCAGGCACCAAAGACGGCAUGCUUUGCCCGUUAUUCACGGUGUGACCUUGUGUCGGUCACUUCUCCACACAGGGAAAUGUCUGAGUUUCCUUAUCUGUAAAGUCUGGUGGUGAUUCUAAAUGAUUCUCCAAGUCCCUCUCAGCUGUACGGUUCUGUAAAUGUAAUAAAUAUCUAUUUAGAGGAGUUUGUCACAAGAACUAAGUGAGCUGCUGUCCCCUUACACCAUCCACAAUUACUGUUUCUAAUGCCUUCUGUCCCAGAGUCCCCUUUGGCUGACAUGCCCAUCUGGGGGCGCCAGGCUUGGGAUGCAAGGUAGCGAAGGGGUGGGUGGCUUAGACCUUGGUGCUAGGGAUGGGUUACAAAUUGCACCUGCUCUAGGUGAACGGUGCAAGAAUGAAAUGACAACUGGUUGAAUGAAUUUCAGGGUUCAUGGAACCCAAGAGCCCUGCCCACUCAUUCCACUUCCCCCUGCCCCCCCACCUUUGUGUUCUGGAGGAGAGAGACCUUGGUAAGGUCACAUGGAGAUGUCAGGAGCACAUCCUGGAGUCUGCUGCACUCUCCAGCACUGCCAUCUGUCCAGCUAGAGGCGUGGGACCAGACCCUGGCUUUGGGAGGAAAUACCCUCCUCUGUGAGCUGGGUGAGGGCAGAGUGGAGAGAGGCUGGUCCCAGGAACAAGGUAGGACCCACCACCAAGUUUGCCUGGAGAACCACAGGAAAAGCUGGACCUGCCAGGCUACAUCAGGUCACCAGGGUGUCCUUGCUGGUCUACGGGCUCCCUGGCCUCACCUCAGGGCUGUAGGUGAGGUGGCUGGACAGGCAUGGGGUGGGGGGGGGGGGGGGAGGAGGAGGAGGAGGAGAAGGAGGAAGCGGGGUCCCCAGGACCUCAUUCCCUCCCUGGAGGGCAAUCAUCCAGUAUCCAGAGAGAGGCCUUUAGCUACUUCCUCCUCAUACCUUAGAUGCAGACAGUGAUUGUGCGUGGGCAUUAGCCUCGCUUUUUCACCAACGAAACUCAGUAUUUACCCUCUUUUGCCCCUGGUGGCUUUGAAUCCACUGCCCGGGGCUGUGAAGUUGUCUUUCUUUUCAUGUUCUACCAAGUGUGUUCUGUCUCCAGUUAAAAUUGGUGUGCCCACACAGAGCAAGGAGCCACUGAUCCCACACAACCUAACCCCCCUUCUGGGACAGCCAGCCUGUCCCUCAGCAGGCCCACCCCAAACUGCCAUGCUUCGAUUUGUUCAACAAAAUAUUUCUCAAGUAACUUCUCUGUAUCAGGCACCAUUACUCACUGGGGAUUCUCUGGGAAACAAGAACAGACAUGGUCUCUACCCUCAUAGGGCUUAUAAUUUAGUGUGUGUGUGGGGGGGGGUAUUAUACCAAUAUAUAUAUAAUUGCAAACUGAGUAGCAAAGGUUCUGGUGCGGCCCAGAAGGUGGGGAAUUCUAGGUAGCAGGUGCAAAGACAGGGCAGUAUGGCGCAGGAUACGGAGGGGUACAGAGAGACACAUAGGAGUCUGUCCUGUGAGGCUUCCUUGUGGGGCCAAGGGAAGGACCGGGACCGUGUGCAUUUUCCAGUGAGCUCCCUGGCUGCCGGGCGCUUGGAAAAGGUAUUUCAGGGGGCUGGAAAGGACACAGAGAAACCAGUCACUGAGGUCUUGGCAAGAGGUGGUCGUUGUGUAGAGGCCCUGGUUAAGGACAGAGGCUCUACACCCUGCUUCCAUCUCUAAUACAACCAAGUACCGAUGUGAUUAAAAAAAAAUCCGGGGCUGCUGGGGGUUCUGCUGACAGAGCAGACAUCUUCAUCCAUCUCUCCGCGAGAUGCCUGCCUGAGCCCCGAGCCCGGAGAAUCCCAUGCGUUCCUCCACUUCAGCACAUAUGAAAAAUCUCAGCUCUGUUUCCCAGCCUGCACGCGCUUACAUUUAUCCAAGUCAAGUAUCAUCUGUGGUCCCGCUGCCCAUUCCCCGGCCCCUCCGGAGCGCCUGGCCCCUCCUGGGGUUUCUCACCACCUUCCCUGCUUUUACUCCUGAAGUGCUUGAAUACUGCCUGCAGUUACACUCCAUUUAGACCUUAUUUGGAUGAUAAAAUUAUGUCUCCUCCCCCCCAAAUUGUCUGCUGUAGAAUAUAGGAGAAUAAGGUGGUGGUCUCUCCUGGGGGCUUCCCCCCCUUUUAAGUAAUUCUAUACCUAUCCCCUCCCACACUCAUUUGAAUUCUCACAUUAUUAUCUCUCUGUGGCUGGCACAUCUCAAAAGAUGAAAAGCCCGAGAAGAAGGAUUGGGGCAUGACUUAUAGCUUGUUUUAGUACAGAGGCAGCCCGUAAUAUUUGGGUUCAUGGAUGGAGCAGCAGACAGGGAUGCAGGUGUGUUCGUAGCUGGGGAUUCAGGUGUGUAUGCUGAAGCAUCUACUUGCGUGCCUCGAAGUACCAUGUGGCAGGUAAGUUGGUUGUUCUAACCACAAUUGUGUUUUCCUAAACAGGCAGGGAUUUAUUUGCUCCCGUCUGCGUCCCAGGUACAUUUCUGAGAGUUGCCAAUGAAGAGCAUCAUUUUGUACAUCUAGAGAGCAUUUUAUAGAUGCACACCCUGCAUCUAGCCAUAUGAGAGCGGUUCAGAACCAACUGGCCCAGGUGACGAGAGCUGGGAAGGGAAUCUGCUUCUCUCCUUCGUGCCUCACCUGUGGACCUGACCCUUUGCACUUUUGUGCACCAAACACAGGUCUUGAGGCUGUGAAUUUCUAGGGCCUUGGCCUCUUCUGGGUGUGAGAGUGGAGCACUGUGACUCAUUUUUAAUUUGUAAAACAGACCCAUUCUAAAAGGCCGAGCGAGGGUGGGGGCGGGGGGAGUUUGGCUAGGCCUGCCAGUUAAAGGAUAGGAUGCCGGUGGGGGGGAUAUAUAAACAGCACAUCUGUCAACCCCCCAAUCCCACCAGCCAGUUGGACAAUUUUUUUUUCUUUAAUGGCCAGAGGACAGGCCUUGCCGCUCUACAGCUCAGUCCUCUCACUCCUCAGGAGGUGGGGACCUCGCCUGAGCGUCUGAUUUCCAUUGAAGUCUCUCUGGCUCACCCCCCUCCCCCCACCCCAGCUCGAUUCUGUCACUUUAAGUCCAGCCCCUGAGAGAUAGCCAAUAGGAGCCAAACCAUACAUCAGUCUCCCAGCCUUAAAGCUACAGUAGGGUUAGUGGGCUCCAAGUCUCUGGUGCCCGAGCCUCCUCCGCGGCUUCCCGUCCCCUCUGCCCGCUGGAGUGUGUGCACGAGUGGGAGCGCUGGGCUGUGCGCGCACGGCUCUCUGCCUCCCUCUCGCCCCGCCACGGCGCUUCCUCCCACUCUGCCUUCUCCCGCUCACUGUGCCCCUGCCCGGACUCGCACCUCGCCUGUGCCCUUCACUCGCUCUUCCGCGUGAUUUCCCCGCCGCCUUUCUCUACCAACUGGGAAUGCUAAAACGGGACUGAUGGACGUGUCAGAACUCUGCAUCCCGGACCCCCUCGGCUACCACAACCAGCUGCUGAACAGAAUGUCCGCGGACGACCGGCACCUGGGCUCCAGCUGCGGCUCCUUCAUCAAGACAGAGCCGUCCAGCCCGUCCUCGGGCAUCGACGCCCUCAGCCACCACAGCCCCAGCGGCUCGUCCGACGCCAGCGGGGGCUUCGGCCUGGCCCUGGGCGCCCACGCCAACGGUCUGGACUCGCCGCCCAUGUUCGCAGGCGCCGGGCUGGGCGGCACCCCGUGCCGCAAGAGCUACGAGGACUGUGCCAGCGGCCUCAUGGAGGACUCGGCCAUCAAGUGCGAGUACAUGCUCAACGCCAUCCCCAAGCGCCUGUGCCUCGUGUGCGGGGACAUUGCCUCCGGCUACCACUACGGCGUGGCCUCCUGCGAGGCCUGCAAGGCCUUCUUCAAGAGGACCAUCCAAGGAAACAUCGAGUACAGCUGCCCGGCCACCAAUGAGUGUGAGAUCACGAAACGGAGGCGCAAGUCCUGCCAGGCCUGCCGCUUCAUGAAAUGCCUCAAAGUGGGGAUGCUGAAGGAAGGUGUGCGCCUUGACCGAGUGCGUGGAGGCCGCCAGAAAUACAAGCGACGGCUGGACUCUGAGAGCAGCCCAUACCUGAGCUUACAGAUUUCUCCACCCGCUAAAAAGCCAUUGACCAAGAUUGUCUCCUACCUGCUGGUGGCCGAGCCGGACAAGCUCUAUGCCAUGCCUCCCCCUGGCAUGCCGGAGGGCGACAUCAAGGCCCUGACCACUCUCUGUGACCUGGCAGACAGGGAGCUCGUGGUCAUCAUUGGCUGGGCCAAGCACAUCCCAGGCUUCUCGAACCUCUCUCUCGGGGACCAGAUGAGCCUGCUGCAGAGCGCCUGGAUGGAGAUCCUCAUCCUGGGCAUCGUGUACCGCUCGCUGCCCUACGAGGACAAGCUGGUGUAUGCUGAGGACUACAUCAUGGACGAGGAACACUCCCGCCUCGCGGGGCUGCUGGAGCUCUACCGGGCCAUCCUGCAGCUGGUGCGCAGGUACAAGAAGCUCAAGGUGGAGAAGGAGGAGUUUGUGACACUCAAGGCCCUGGCUCUGGCCAACUCAGAUUCCAUGUACAUCGAGGAUCUGGAGGCAGUGCAGAAGCUCCAGGACCUGCUGCACGAGGCUCUGCAGGACUACGAGCUGAGCCAGCGCCACGAGGAGCCGCGGAGGACGGGCAAGCUGCUGCUGACGCUGCCCCUGCUGCGGCAGACGGCUGCCAAGGCCGUGCAGCACUUCUACAGCAUCAAACUGCAGGGCAAGGUGCCCAUGCACAAACUCUUCCUGGAGAUGCUGGAGGCCAAGGUCUGAUGGCCCGGCACAUGGACCGACUCCCACCCGCGGACAGACCGACCGACCCGACGCGGAGACCUCCACAGCCACCAGCCUUGACCUUCAAGCCCUGUAUCAUGGCCACGAGCAGUCCCCGAGGAAGGGGCUUCUCGCCUCCCGGCUGCGUGCAGAGUCCUGGGUGCAGCGGGGCCGGGGAACAGGGAUGGGAGGGCAGGGCGUGGGCUCACCUGUGACUGGCUUUUUCUCUGGUAUGUUUUUCCUUCUCCACGGGCAGUGCUGACGCCCGGGCCAGGGCUGACUCCCUUGAGACUAGAGACCGUGGAGGAAGCCCCGCCUUUCCCACCAAACCACCAAGAGACAGCAGCGUAUUUCCUACCCCCUCCCCACCCCCCCUCCCCACCUCGUGGACUGGGCGGCCGGUGCUCAGUGCCUAGGACGCCCCCGGCCCAGGCUAGGCGCCACCUGGAAGUUUUCCCUCCCCAGACGGCAGGUGCUUUCUUCCAGAGGCUCCGCCUACUCUGAGGUUCUCUGGGGCCCCUCAGGAGGCUGCGUACCUUCCCCGGUCCAGACCCAGAUGGCUCCCACCCUCCGUCCUUCCUCUCAGUUUGGCACACUCCGCUCCCGUUAGGGACUCGCCGUGGAGGGAGCAACUGGCAGAGUUCAUGCGUUUUCCCGGGCACACGCCCUUGUGUGCUCCCACCUGCCUGUCCCCGCUGUGCUGGGGCCCUCCUCCUGUCCCGGGAAAUCCCUGCUACUUCCUGCCCCUACCUCAGAGCUCACUCAGUGGGUUCAGCCAGCCAAGGUGACUUCCGGGUCCACAGCUGGGAACCGCACUGGCUCAGAAAAGAGCAGGGCCCAGGCGAUACUCCCCAGAGCUCCUGCUUCUUGCCUGCUUCUCACCUCCCGCCCUUUCAGCCUUCAGGGCAGAUCUGGAGCAGGUGGGCCUGUGGCAAGGCAGGGAGUGUAGGGACCUGGCCCCAUCUGAGGGCACCCUGGGCACUGAUUUCAGGCUGGCGGUCCUGGGAGGAUUGGGGCAAGAUGGGGGAGGCUCGAACCAAUCUUUGCUGAACACAGAAAGGCCUAGAAGUAAGCAGGCAGGGGAUCCCCAAAGACAGGGAGCUCAGGGGAGGUUGCCAGCCUGCCUGCUACGUCCUGGCUUCUGGGGACAGUGGACACCAGGACUCCCCGUUCCCUGCAUUCCAAAGGGUUGGGCGAAUCAGUGCCACAGGAGGGGUGCUCCUGUCACCCUGGACUAAGGUGCGACGUAGGUCCCUGGGGACACUGAGAAGGCCCAGCUCUCUGGCGGGAGCCCCCGGUCUUCCUGGCUGCU
This is a messenger RNA of Acinonyx jubatus (cheetah), 7073 nucleotides long. RefSeq names its product estrogen related receptor beta (gene ESRRB). The transcript has 7 exons. Gene Ontology annotation, biological process: regulation of DNA-templated transcription. The record is from RefSeq and is a predicted model, not a curated record. Gene Ontology annotation, molecular function: zinc ion binding; sequence-specific DNA binding; nuclear steroid receptor activity. Lineage: Eukaryota; Metazoa; Chordata; Mammalia; Carnivora; Felidae. The coding region runs from base 4397 to 5761 and encodes 454 amino acids. Gene Ontology annotation, cellular component: nucleus.